This is a messenger RNA of Oryctolagus cuniculus (rabbit), 759 nucleotides long. RefSeq names its product regulated endocrine-specific protein 18. Lineage: Eukaryota; Metazoa; Chordata; Mammalia; Lagomorpha; Leporidae. Gene Ontology annotation, cellular component: endoplasmic reticulum. The record is from RefSeq and is a predicted model, not a curated record.
GAGCCGCGGGGAAGGGCGACGCAGAUCCCGCGCCGCUGGCGGGCAGGUGGGAAGCGACCGACCGCCCCGCUCAGCCCCUCCGGCCGCCGUCGCCACCUGCACUGCGACUUAGGUGGAGGAGCGAGCGCGCCGAGCUGAGAGGAUGCAGCGCCCGCUGAGGUCUGGGGGCUCCGGGGGGCUGCGGCUGCUCGUCGGCCUCCUCCUGCUGAACAGCAGCCCCGGGGGCUGCGGCGACGUUAACACCCACGAUGGUCAGGGCCAAGUUGGAGCAGGGCAGCUCUGGUCCCUCCAAGGAUUCACCACUCCAGUCUUCUGGCACCUACAAGUUGUACUCCAGCAGAUUGUACCCCAGGGUCUGUUCUGGAAGGAUGACAUCACCCAGGAUGUGAUGACCCAGAAGAUGGAACACAUCAGCAGACUCCACCCCCAAGAUCCAUGCAUGAAGGAUGGGAAGGCAGUCUUCCCCACCAAAACCAGUGGAGUGAGGGGCAAGAAAGAGGAUAAACUUCGACUCCUAUUCCCCAAGAGCCCAGUAGCCAAGAUGAACAAAGAACAAUGCUUUACCUCCAAGGUAUCUUCAAAGGCCCUGAAAAGAGAGGUGGCCAGCCCUGUCAAGGGUUUCUUCGAGCCACUUCCCACUGUGGGCCACAACCUUGUCGCUGACUGAGACCUCACGUGAAGCCUCUGCCCCAUGCUCUCCCAAGAGGCGGUCCUCCAGCGACCCACCUCCAGAUCAUUAAAGUGAAUAUUCAUGCAAAA